Molecule: messenger RNA, 1094 nt
Organism: Ochotona princeps (American pika)
Lineage: Eukaryota; Metazoa; Chordata; Mammalia; Lagomorpha; Ochotonidae
Gene: DLX6
Product: distal-less homeobox 6
Exons: 3
Coding region: 41-934 (297 amino acids)
Biological process (GO): regulation of transcription by RNA polymerase II; embryo development; cell differentiation
Molecular function (GO): DNA-binding transcription factor activity, RNA polymerase II-specific; RNA polymerase II cis-regulatory region sequence-specific DNA binding
Source: RefSeq, a predicted model, not a curated record
GAAACCCGGGAGAAGGCUCUCUCCAGCCCCCAAAGUUUUGAUGAUGACCAUGACUACGAUGGCUGACGGCUUGGAAGGCCAGGACUCGUCCAAAUCCGCCUUCAUGGAGUUCGGGCAGCAGCAGCAGCAGCAACAGCAACAGCAGCAGCCGCAGCAGCAGCAGCAGCAGCAACAGCCGCCGCAGCAGCCGCCGCCACCGCCACCGCCGCCGCCGCCGCACUCGCAGCAGAGCUCCCCGGCCAUGGCAGGCGCGCACUACCCGCUCCACUGCCUGCACUCGGCGGCGGCGGCGGCAGCGGCGGCCGGCUCGCACCACCACCACCACCAGCACCACCACCACGGCUCGCCCUACGCGGCGGGCGGAGGCAACUCCUACAACCACCGCUCGCUCGCCGCCUACCCCUACAUGAGCCACUCGCAGCACAGCCCUUACCUCCAGUCCUACCACAACAGCAGCGCGGCCGCCCAGACGCGAGGGGACGACUCAGAUCAACAAAAAACCACAGUGAUUGAAAACGGGGAAAUCAGGUUCAAUGGAAAAGGGAAAAAGAUUCGGAAACCUCGGACCAUUUAUUCCAGCCUGCAGCUCCAGGCUUUAAACCAUCGCUUUCAGCAGACUCAGUACCUGGCCCUUCCCGAGAGAGCCGAACUGGCAGCUUCCUUAGGACUGACGCAGACGCAGGUGAAGAUAUGGUUUCAGAACAAGCGCUCCAAGUUUAAGAAACUGCUGAAGCAGGGCAGUAACCCCCACGAGAGCGACCCCCUCCCAGGCUCCGCCGCCCUGUCGCCACGCUCACCGGCACUGCCUCCCGUGUGGGACGUUUCGGCCUCAGCCAAGGGCGUCAGCAUGCCCCCCAACAGCUACAUGCCCGGCUAUUCGCACUGGUACUCCUCUCCACACCAGGAUACCAUGCAGAGACCGCAGAUGAUGUGAGCUAGCCGAGGGACAAACCCGGGCAGCGCGGGACCCAGACCGGAGGAUCCUAGACCUGCUGGACUCUGACAAACGGAGCCAAAGGGACAGGCUCGGGAGAACUCGUAUGUGUCGCAAGAAUGGCCGGAGCUUAUGCUCUGCGCUGGCGCUCUCUCUCUCU